Molecule: messenger RNA, 767 nt
Organism: Bombus pyrosoma
Lineage: Eukaryota; Metazoa; Arthropoda; Insecta; Hymenoptera; Apidae
Gene: LSm1
Product: U6 snRNA-associated Sm-like protein LSm1
Exons: 3
Coding region: 80-484 (134 amino acids)
Biological process (GO): deadenylation-dependent decapping of nuclear-transcribed mRNA
Cellular component (GO): Lsm1-7-Pat1 complex; P-body
Molecular function (GO): RNA cap binding
Source: RefSeq, a predicted model, not a curated record
GUUAAGCUGGCAUAUAAGAUUUUUAUUUGUUUUAAUUUGAAAAUUAUUUCUAUAUAUCAGAAAUAGGAGAAAUUGCAAAAUGAACAUUUUGCCAGGGACGGCAUCUCUUCUCGAAGAACUUGACAAAAAACUUAUGGUUUUACUAAGAGAUGGCAGAACUUUAAUUGGAUAUCUUAGAAGUGUUGAUCAAUUUGCUAAUAUUGUACUUCAUCGUACAAUUGAAAGAAUUCAUGUUGGCAAAGAAUAUGGAGACAUCCCAAGAGGAAUUUUUAUUGUCAGAGGAGAAAAUGUUGUCCUUUUAGGAGAAAUAGACAGAGACAAAGAAAAAGAUUUACCAUUGACUGAAGUAUCUGUUGAUGAUAUCUUGGAUGCACAAAGACGAGAACAAGAAUUAAAACAAGACCAGAAACGACUAAUAAAUAAAACUCUGAAGGAACGAGGUUUAUCAUAUAUUCCAGAUAUGGGUCAUGAUGAUAUGUUCUGACCCAUAUCCACAUCCUUGAUUACCAAUACUUUAUCAUCUACAUCUUCACAUAAUUCUGAAGCAUAUGAUACAUGUUACACAUCACUUUCUUUCUGAUAAUAUCUAAAGGGGACAACUUGUGAGAUGUGAAUAUAUCACAUAAUUGUGAAGAUAGAAAGAAUAAUUAUAUCCUACAAUAGAAUAAUAAUAAUGUAUAUCCUACAAUUUCUUUAUAAAACUAUGAUAUAAUAGUACAAUUCAAAUUUGACAUGUGAGAUGUCAAUAAUAUAAGAAUUUAUAUAGU